AUGGACGACGACGGCGGCGCGUCCCCGGAUCACUACGGCGGCGGAGGAGGAAGCACAACCUUCGUCUGCGAGAUGUGCGGAGACACGGGAGUAUUCAGCCCCGAUGACGACGAAGAUGACGGCUACUUCACAUGCCGCGAGUGCAAUUUUGUCAACACCUCCACCCAGGCGCUCGUCUCCGACCCCGGCGAUAUCCAACGCAACCGGCCCUCCAUCCGAGUUCCCAACAAAUCCACCAAAACUCCCAAAUCCCUGAACGCUGACAACACCCAGCGCGCCCCUGCUGCGCGUGCCUUCGAUGAACCCGACGAGCCGCGCGACUUUGUGCCCGGCGCCGCCGACGCUUGGGGCGGCAAGCUGGAGGAGCUGGGGACUCGGAUCCGGCAGCGCUACGUGGAGGGGCUGCAGGUGAUCCUGCAGCAGCAGCUGCAGGCGCUGGUCGAGAGGCACCGGGCGGGCGCGCUCAUCUGCGGCGUGGCUGGAACCAUCUGGGUGCGCUGGGUGGCUGCCUCCAAGGUGUUCGGCGAAAUGUGGGCGCGAAAGCUGAUCGUCGAGGACGAGGCUGCGCGGGGACUGAAGCGGCGUUCUUCCAGCCAACAGAAACCUCCGGAGGUGAUGUGCGAAUGGGCGGACGAAGCCCUGAUACGAAAAGACAGGCGAAGGGUCGAGUUCAUCUUCCUGCGCUCGUUGAGGAUGAUGCUGCCGGUGUACUCGACAUUGUCCGUAUGCUUCCUGGCCUGUCAUGUUGCCCGGGAAGCAAUCCUGCCGACCGACAUUUACAGGUGGGCAAUGGAGGGUAAGCUUCCUUAUGUGGCAGCGUUUACCCAAGUGGACAAACUUCUUGGGACCCCUGUAAAGCACUGCCCUUUGAGUGCGAGACAGCUAUUCAGGCCGGUCCGAGUGAUUGGAGCAUGGCAACUGGAAGCUACAGCUGGGUCCAUAGCGCGAAGGAUAGGCUUACGGCUUCCUUCGGUUAAUUUCUAUGCUAUUGCUCAGCGCUACUUGAGCGAGUUGUCUCUGCCGAUUGGAAGAAUCCUCCCUCAGGCUUGCCGUAUCUAUGAGUGGGCGAUGCCUGCAGAUCUGUGGCUGUCUAGUAAUCCAGCUAGGCUCCCUACACGGGUGUGUGUAAUGGCUAUACUAAUAUUGGCUCUGAGAGUUCAGUAUAACAUCAAUGGUCAAGGGAUAUGGGAGGUGAGUAUUCCAGAUAGGGUAACUGAGAUUUCAGCAAGCAAUGAUACAAACUUACCACCACCUAUGAAGUCUGAUGGCAGCACGAGUGAGGAGUUCGGCACAAGAGAAUUGCUAUGCACUCUUGCAGAUGCCUAUGAUAAAAUUGACGUCGCACAUGAUUAUUCGAAGGACCUUCACUCUUAUCUCAAAUACUGCAAAGAUGUUGUAUUUCCUGGGAUUGCAUGUUCAGAUAAAGAGAAGCACGUGAUAGAGGACUUCCAGGAAAUGUACAAAGGACAAGAGGACAAAAACCCCAAGGUGCGCAUGGAGGAAACACGCUCCACAAACGGAGUGAAGAAACGAGGCCGGGAUGGAACUUCUGUCAGUGCAAGGUGCUUGCCUACAUCAUCAUCAGGGAUACGAAGUAUCAAUUCAGAAAUGGAAGACCAUGGAUUUUGUUAUAUGCCGCCAAGGAAGCGUCCAAGAUCAGACGGUUAUCUUCACUACAGAAGGAAGACAACAGCUGGCAGCCUUGCUUGCAUCGGACAUGCUGAUUAUUACAUGUUGAUACGCUCAUUUGCCAAGCUUGCGGAAGUUGAUGUCAGGAUUAUGCAUGAUAGCGUGCUGAAACUAGAGAGGAGGCUUGCCUGGAUAGAAGAACGGAUAGGCGUAAGCUUGGAUGCCUUACACAAUCCAGCUAGCUAAGGUAAUGCUACUAUGACAUGACUUAGUUUUACUUUUCAAACGAAGAACGGAUAGGCGGAAGCUCGCAGAAGUCGAUGUUAGGAUGCUCGGUUCUAACUAA
Messenger RNA from Lolium rigidum, 1975 nucleotides. Its product is annotated as TATA box-binding protein-associated factor RNA polymerase I subunit B-like. Gene Ontology annotation, cellular component: RNA polymerase transcription factor SL1 complex; RNA polymerase I core factor complex. Gene Ontology annotation, molecular function: RNA polymerase I core promoter sequence-specific DNA binding. Bases 1 to 1875 code for a protein of 624 amino acids. The record is from RefSeq and is a predicted model, not a curated record. NCBI's taxonomy places the organism in Eukaryota, Viridiplantae, Streptophyta, Magnoliopsida, Poales, Poaceae. The transcript has 5 exons. Gene Ontology annotation, biological process: nucleolar large rRNA transcription by RNA polymerase I; RNA polymerase I preinitiation complex assembly.